CCUCUCAAUCAGUCAGCAAGUGUUGGUAAUUGUUGUUGAUGAUGAUGUGGAAUUUACAAAUUGAGUUGUUGCUUCAGUUAGUUUAAUUAUUUAAAUAAGAACACAUUACCAUGGACAUAACGCAGCACUUUAAGGCCAGCGUUAUGACGGUGCGACUGCAACGCAAGACUGAGCUGGCGGCCGCCAAAGCCAAAGCACAGGACAAGCAACAACGUUCGGGCGCCAUCACCACAAAGCCCACCGCUGGCAACAAUGACUUUGCCAAACAGGCAAAGGAUGUUUGCAACAAGAUAACAACGCUUCGGAAUGUGCUUAUCGAGAAUCGCACGGCCUAUAUGCGCAUUGGGCAGCACCUGAAGAGCGCCACCCACAUGACGGACGCCGAGCGCGAUUUGAUUGAUCGCGAAUCGGAGAAAUUCGUGACAUACUAUACACAGCAUCUGGCCAAGAUGCGCAGCGACUGGAAGAGCGCUAAACGAAAGCCACAGGAGCGUCAGCACAUCGAAGCAGUGCUCGAUUUGCUGGUCAGCUAUCUGCACAGCGUGGAGCAGAUCUACUUGGAUCAAAAAAAAUAUCGCGUUCAGCACGAGCUAGAAACAUACAGGCUGCUUAAACUGGCGGCGGAUAAGAAGAAGAUACCAGUGCGUCCAGCCGGCGCCAACAGCGGCAAGCUGGCUAAGCGUCAACUGAGCAAUGACAGCGUUGACAGCCACGAAGAGUUGUCGCCUGUGGCAGCAGCAGACGAGGAUAACGAUUGGAACAACGACAGCUGGGCUGAGUGGGAUGACGAGCAGGAGGAGUCGCUGUUGGACAGCAGCUCGACCACAGACAAUCAGCAUCAGCCGCGCACGCGCAAACGCAGCCGACCAGCCGGGAUAAGUAGCGCUGACUCCUCGGCGAAAGUUGCACUGGACGAGGACAUUCAGAAGACUGCGCAGCAGCAAGAGAACGAUGGAGAGGAUGUGUUAAGCGCCGAGGAUAUGCAGCUGUUCGAAGCUGAAAAUGUGCACAUAUACAAUCUGCUGCAGGGCGUCUCCGAGGAGGUCGAACAAAUUGAAAAGAACGUUGUGGACAUUGCACAGCUGCAGGACAUAUUUACAGAGAAGGUUGCUUUGCAACAACACAAUAUCGAGCGCAUUGUGAGCGCCGUGGUGGGCACCACGGAGAACGUCAAGGAUGCCAACGAGCAGAUACGUCAGGCGACGCAGCGCAAUGCCGGUUUGCGUGUCUGGUCCUUAUUCUUUUUGCUGGUCAUGUCUUUCUCCUUACUAUUUCUUGACUGGUACUACGAUUAAAAUACAAAUUGUUUCGUGUAAAAAAAUUAAUUAAGAAAACACGUGAACGUGAAAAACUCAUGAUUGUUUUUGUUAUCGCACUCUAAAACAUAACUUGUUUAUUACGUAAUUUAUAUUUAAAAAUAAAAAAUUAGAAACAAUGUUGUUUGUGUAGUAGUUCUUGUUGUCACUAGCGCUAUUUCGUUUUAUAACUAAAGGUUACAAAUUAAGUGAGCUCAGCCUUAACUAAAUUGUAAAUGAUAUUUGAGUUAAUUAAUCGUUUGUGUUUCAUAAUUUGUUCAAAUGAAACUCAGAGAGCCAAACAUUUACCAAUUGAAAAUAAAGUACAAUAAUAAUAGGCGUCUUAAAAACUAAAUUAAGUAGAGUUCAAUCAUCAUCAUAAUGUCAUCAGUUCCAUUAUUUAAAAAAUGCGUUAUGAAUCAAUUCUUCAAUUCAAUUCUUCAGCCAAAAUAGUUAGGUUGUCUGUAAGCAAGACUUGUCUUAAAUUAGUGUAAUAUUUAAAACUGUGCCGCAUGUUAGUUUUAUCUAGUUUGCACCUGAAAUGAGGUUCCAUAAUAAAAAAGUUCACAAUUUGUUGUCGCAGUA
This is a messenger RNA of Drosophila virilis, 1880 nucleotides long. RefSeq names its product syntaxin 18 (gene Syx18). Gene Ontology annotation, cellular component: SNARE complex; endoplasmic reticulum. Gene Ontology annotation, biological process: retrograde vesicle-mediated transport, Golgi to endoplasmic reticulum. NCBI's taxonomy places the organism in Eukaryota, Metazoa, Arthropoda, Insecta, Diptera, Drosophilidae. The record is from RefSeq and is a predicted model, not a curated record.